UAGGUGAUUGCUCAAGGUAAACUUGGCUGUGGUGCUAGGAAUCAAAGAGAUGCAAAGAGGUGUUAUUCAGGCAGCACAGCAGGAGAGAGAAAUUCAUGUAAAGAUGUUGAAAAACCGAAAACUAGAGGCAAGGGGACGCUGGGAGAGUAAAAUUGAAUUCCUUCUGGCUGUAGCAGGAGAUAUUGUGGGUCUGGGCAAUGUUUGGAGAUUCCCCUACCUCUGCUACAGGAAUGGAGGAGGGGUGUUUUUGGUGCCCUACUUUGUGUUUGCUGUGACUUGUGGUUUGCCCCUAUUCCUUCUGGAAACUGCUAUGGGACAAUACACACAAGAGGGGGCUAUCACAUGCUGGCAACAUAUCUGCCCACUGGCUAAGGGUGUUGGCUAUGCAGGCCAAGUGAUUCAACUGUAUGGCUGCAUGUGUUACAUCAUAAUCCUGGCCUGGGCAUUGCUCUAUUUGGUCUCAUCCUUCAAGUCUCAGCUUCCCUGGGCCAGCUGUGACAACAUCUGGAACACAAACAGCUGUAUUACUCUUGUAAAUAAUGCCAACUGGACCAGACAGGUCAACUCAACAUCAGCAGCCACUGAGUUUUGGGAGCGAAGAGUGCUUUCUAUCUCCAAAGGUAUUGAUGAAGUAGGUAACAUCAACUGGGAGAUUCUUCUGUGUCUAAUUGCAAUGUGGAUCAUAUGCUAUUUCUCUAUAUGGAAAGGAGUCAAGUCCACUGGGAAGGUGGUGUAUUUCACAGCCACAUUCCCCUAUGUAAUGUUGCUGGUGUUGCUGAUUCGUGGACUGACUCUCCCUGGAGCCAUGCAGGGUGUUAUUUUUUACCUCUAUCCUGACUUCCAGCGACUGUUGGAGCCUCAGGUAUGGAUGGAGGCAGCCAGUCAAAUUAUCUACUCUUAUAGUACAGGUGUGGGAAUAUUGACUGUGCUAGGCAGCUUCAACCAAAGCAGCAACAACUGCUACAGGGACUGCUUUUGGCUGUGUCUGCUAAACAGUGGUACCAGUUUUGUAGCAGGCUUUGCAGUGUUCUCAGUUCUGGGUUUCAUGGCUCAUGUGCAAGGUGUUCCGAUUGAGGAUGUGGCAGAGUCAGGUCCUGGCCUAGCUUUUGUAGCUUAUCCUCAAGCUGUGGCGUUGAUGCCUUUGCCUCAGCUGUGGGCUGUGUGCUUCUUCAUUAUGAUUAUUCUGCUUGGUCUGGAUACACAGUUUCUUGCAAUGGAGGUCAUCGUUACAUCAGUGACUGACGUGUUUCCAAAAGUGCUACGUAGAACUGGAUGCCGAGAAAUCUUCCUGCUUCUUUUCUGUAUUGUCUGCUUCUUCGGUCAAUUGAUCAUGGUCACAGAGGGUGGUAUGUACGUGUUUCAGCUGUUUGACUACUAUGCCUGUAAUGGAGCCUGCAUCUUCUUCCUUUCUGUGUUUCAGUCUCUGGCUGUGGGCUGGGCCUUUGGGGCUGAACGAAUGUCUGAAGUCAUUGAAGACAUGACAGGAUCAUACCCCCAUGUCAUCUUUAGGCUGUGCUGGAAAUACAUUACCCCAUUUCUUUUUCUGGUAUCUUUCAUAUAUUCUUUGGUGGAGUACCAGCCUCUGACGUUUAACCGCUGGUAUGUGUACCCAGCCUGGGCAUAUGGGUUGGGCUGGCUGAUGGUCCUCUCCUCCAUCCUGCUGGUUCCUGCAUGGGCAUUGGGCUGCUUAUGGAAAGCAAAAGGCAACCUCAGGCAGCGCUGGUGUCAACUUUGCAGUCCUCCAAGCAACUUACCUUUGACCCAGAAGCAGAGAACUAAAAGGCAGUUAAUGACAUCAGCUGUUUGACAAAGUUAGCAGCACUCAGGAACAUAAACUAUACAAUAUUGAACAAAUAGUGCCAUUGUCUUUUCACAUACAAAUGGAAAAAAAUAUAUUUGCUAAUUUUAUAAAUAGAAGACAAAUAAUACUCUGAAUGACCAGGACUCUGUCUGAUGGAACAUGUUUAUUCUGUGCAAAUUAUGAAACAGUUUACUGCUACAUGAAACAAAUUUGAAUUUCUUGAUGAUAAGGGGGAAAAAAAAAAAAACUACUGUGACCUGAAAGACUAUAAAUAAGUUAACCCAUCUGUGCCAACAUUGAAUGCCUGCCAACUUUAUUAGCUUGUAAGAAAACAGAUUGUAAUUGCACAAGUGCCUUAAUCACAGUAGUCAGGACAAAGCCAUGUGCUGAUGAAACACAAGACCUUGCUGUGACCUUGACCCUGUUAAGCUCAAUUUCAAAAGCGAAUCAGUCUAUCUGCUGAUGACAACAAUAAGUAUAAAUCCUAUGAACCAAACACUUGUUCUUGAAUGAUCUCACUAACGAGAAUCUUAGACAGGUAUAUGGUCAGAUAGAUGGAUGGACAACCUGAAAAUAUAAGAAUGAGCCCCCCUCAAGAAAGUGAACUAACAAUGCUUUCAACCUUUUGGUCUUGCAAUUUUGCAUUUGUAAUUUGUCAGAUAUUGGCUUUGCUGGUCAGGUAAAGCACUCAUUUAAUUUAAGAUAUAAUAUAAAAUAAAAAGUUCUGCAAGUCACCA
Messenger RNA from Neoarius graeffei (lesser salmon catfish), 2538 nucleotides. Its product is annotated as sodium- and chloride-dependent GABA transporter 2-like. Gene Ontology annotation, cellular component: membrane. Gene Ontology annotation, biological process: sodium ion transmembrane transport. The coding region runs from base 50 to 1807 and encodes 585 amino acids. Lineage: Eukaryota; Metazoa; Chordata; Actinopteri; Siluriformes; Ariidae. The record is from RefSeq and is a predicted model, not a curated record. The transcript has 14 exons.